GGCCAACCUCUUCACACUGCCAAGCUCCGCUUCAAGUGAGCUAGUCUAGCCAGCGUUUAGACACCAUCACCAGCAAUGGCGAUCGCUGGCGUUCUCUUCCUCCUCUUCUUGGCACGGCAAGCCUCCGCCGCCGGGUACGGCGGGUGGCAGAGCGCCCACGCCACGUUCUACGGCGGCGGCGAUGCUUCCGGCACCAUGGGCGGGGCUUGCGGUUACGGCAACCUGUACAGCCAAGGGUAUGGCACGAACACCGCGGCGCUGAGCACGGCGCUGUUCAACGACGGCGCGGCGUGCGGGUCGUGCUACGAGCUGCGGUGCGACAACGCCGGGAGUUCGUGCCUGCCGGGCUCCAUCACCGUGACGGCCACCAACUUCUGCCCGCCCAACUACGGCCUCCCCAGCGACGACGGCGGCUGGUGCAACCCGCCCCGCCCUCACUUCGACAUGGCCGAGCCGGCAUUCCUCCACAUCGCCCAGUACCGCGCCGGCAUCGUCCCCGUCUCCUUCCGCAGGGUGCCGUGCGUGAAGAAGGGUGGGGUCAGGUUCACCGUGAACGGGCACUCCUACUUCAACCUGGUGCUGGUGACCAACGUGGCCGGCGCCGGCGACGUCCGCUCCGUCUCCAUCAAGGGGUCGCGCACCGGGUGGCAGCCCAUGUCGCGGAACUGGGGCCAGAACUGGCAGAGCAACGCGUUCCUCGACGGCCAGAGCCUCUCCUUCCAGGUCACCGCCAGCGACGGCCGCACCGUCACCAGCAACAACGUCGCCCACCCCGGCUGGCAGUUCGGCCAGACCUUCGAGGGUGGCCAGUUCUAGCCGCCACCGACAUCGCCGUCUCCGACACCCACAUAUAAUAGCACGGUGUCCUUCUUCGUCUUCGUUCUCGUCGUCGUCUUUCUUCCUUGAGAGAUUAUUUAUUUUGAGCAAGAGAGAAAGAAAAGCCUCUUCGUUAUAGUGGAGAAGAGGUUUUGGGCUAUGCUGAGGCUGCUAAUUAGCACCCGCUUAGACGUUUUCCUUCUCUGGACUUCGUCCAAUAAUGACUGGACCGGUCCACCAUCAUCAAGUGUAGUGGUAGUAGUAAAGGGGAGUACUAAGCUUAGUACUACUUGAAGAAAAAAUCAAUAAUAAUUGUAUUGAUUAAAUUUCUACUUUUGAGCGUUUUCUUGUACCGGAGUGAUGGCCUUGCAACGGAAUUAAAAACCGCGAGGCCGUGUUUUAUUUAUCAAGGGGACUAUUGAUGUUGUACUUUGUCGUAGCUAGCGGCUGUAGCUUCUCUGUUCCUGUAUUGUUUGGGUGUAAUGGAGGAGUAAUCAAUUAAGGUGUACUUAUUCCUUUGUGAGGGAUUUAA
Molecule: messenger RNA, 1348 nt
Organism: Oryza sativa Japonica Group (Japanese rice)
Lineage: Eukaryota; Viridiplantae; Streptophyta; Magnoliopsida; Poales; Poaceae
Source: RefSeq, a predicted model, not a curated record